GAUUGCUACGCUUAAGUUCUUCCGCAGUAGAUGGCAGGAGCUGCCUACCUGUCAAUUGUCUUGGAACGUCAUUUGUCAACUAUCAAAACGGGUGCGGAAAUUCAUUUUUUGGAGUGUUUUUCCUAAAAAAAUUGUAGUUUCCAGAUAGCACUUCAAAUAAUCUACGAAAAUGCCACGAGGAAAGUACACCAACCACAAAGGCCGCAACCGUCGUUUCACGAACCCUGAAGAACUCGAAGAAGAGAGAAGGAAGGAAGAGCAAAAGAAGAGAUGGAGACAGCAGCGAGGUGAAAGCAGUAGCGAGGAAUCGGAAGAGGAGGCUGCCGGCGACAAAAAGGGUAGCGACGAAUCUAGUAGCGAGGAGGACAGCAGCGAUGACGGAGUCGAGGCCAAAGCAAAAGGAGUAUCGAAUCUAAUAGAAAUAGAGAAUCCAAAUAGAGUGCAGAAAAAAACGAAAAAGGUGACUCAACUGAAUACGACCGAUCUAGAAGGAAAACCGCAAUUAUCUAGGCGAGAACGCGAAGAAAUAGAGAAACAAAGGGCGCAGGCGCAUUAUCAGAAAUUACACGCUGAGGGCAAAACGGAGCAGGCUCGAGCAGACUUAGCUAGGUUGGCGAUUAUCAAGCAACAGAGAGAAGAAGCUAAGAAAAGAAGGGAGGAGGAGCAAAAACAAAAGGAACAAGCGGCCCAAGAUAAAGCAGCGCAAGUGAAGAAGGCCUUAGGAAAGAAAUAAAACACGAUUUAUUAACUGAUGGUAACACAACAUUUUCUAUGCAUUGUUUACUAAAAAGGAACUGUUUUUUUCGUAAUUAUUUAUGUGAAUCGUUCGAUAUCCAUGUUAGUAGGCUAGAAUUUGGACAAACUUUUGUAUAAAAUUCCGGAAUGAUGCAAUAGACCAACAUUUUGUUAGUUGUGUGCAAAAUUUUGAAAAAUCUGAUCAUAUUCUCUACAUAUACAGGAUGUUCUAUUUAACAAUUUUUUAAUUGUAGAUCUGCUUAGUGACAAGUUUUGUUUACAAUCAAGGAACUUAUAAUAAAUUGUUGAAUGGGGCACCAUAUAUUUUUCUGAUAUUAAUAGUUUUCUUUAAUUUAUCUGUGACAUAUACAUGUUCCUUACGUAUCAAUAUCACAUUGAGGGUGUGAGAGAUGAUUUGUUCUGAAUUUUCUCAGAGGAAUAUUUCACAAGUUUAUAUAAAAAAGUUUGGAUAUUACAGAACUGAUAUGGCAAUUAAAAAGUAUCACAAAAUUUCAAUUGCAUUUUAUUUACCAUUACAAUAAAGUAU
Messenger RNA from Acanthoscelides obtectus, 1282 nucleotides. The record is from the annotation of a GenBank genome assembly. NCBI's taxonomy places the organism in Eukaryota, Metazoa, Arthropoda, Insecta, Coleoptera, Chrysomelidae.